GUGGGCGGGAUCGUGACGGAGGGGUUUGGUCGAGUCUUGUAGAGGAUGCUGUGGGGACUCGACUCUGAGAGUUCAGGAGGCAUUGGUGUCUGAGGAAAGGCGGCGGAGUUUUAAAACAGCUAAAAGAAUAGAGAUAACAUGCAACCAGUGGGAAAAAAGGCAGUCUCUCUGAUAUAGAUUGUGUGGAAUUCGUUAUAUUUAUCUGUACGAACCGAUAGUUUUAGCGGUUGCUAUGGGUGGGCAAAACGCGUAAAACGGACUAGCGCGGAAUGGGGAGCAUGCGCCUCUGGCAGGUGUUCUUGUUUUUGUAACUUGUGCUUUCGAAAAACAACACGUAGGGCAGAUAUUACAAUGAAAAAAAUACUUUCUGUGUGGCUGGUAAGUUAUAGAUUUCUCUGUGUGCGGUUAUUGGAGAUCAGUUUGUCUCCCUGUUCCUCAGAUUUACAAACCCAGCGUGGUUUUGGUAAGCUAUACAAAUGCACCAGUACUCGUGUUUUGGUCCUGCCGUUCCCGUUUCAGCUGUGAGGUUUUCAUGCGUGCAAUUCUUCGGCUAGUGCAGUAAUUAGUUGUCUGUUCCUUUCCUGUAACUUAUUAGACUGUACCGAAGGGAGGAGCCGCACAGCAACAACGUUCAUGUUGCAUAAUAAAGGACAGUAAAAUAUUAUUUGGCGGCUGUACAAUAAGUACUAGACGACUUUCCUGUCCCAAACAGACAAGUGUCACGCCAAGUACCGAUAAGCUCUAUAAAAAUCUGAAAUAUGGGAACAUGUAAUGUGUUAAGCACGCCCGGUAAUACUAUAUUAUAAAAAUGGCAGCGAGUGGUUACACCGACCUGAGAGAGAAACUGAAGUCUACGACACCGCACAGAGACGAUUACAAACCCAAGGUGUCGGACUACAGCAAUGGACGCAAGCGUAAGUACCGCGACUCCGAGGAGGACUACAGCGACUACGAAGAGCAGAGAGAAGUGGAGGCCCAGAAAGUUCAAGAUGGGAUCAGGCAAGUGAACAUCUUCAGUUCGGUGGACUGCGCCCACAUCGAAGCGAAGAUCGACGAGGUUGUAUCUGCAGCCGAGAAGGGCCUGUACCGGGAGCACACGGUGGACCGGGCACCCCUGCGAAACAAGUAUUUCUUUGGGGAGGGCUACACUUACGGCUCGAAGUUAGAAAAGCGAGGCCCGGGGCAGGAGCGGUUAUACUCCAAGGGAGAAGUCGAUGACAUCCCAGACUGGGUUCAUGAACAGGUUAUAAAGAAGCUGGUGGAAAGCCGGGUCAUCCCUGAAGGUUUCGUCAACAGCGCUGUUAUAAACGAUUACCAACCAGGAGGCUGCAUCGUUUCACACGUGGACCCCAUUCACAUCUUUGAGAGGCCCAUCGUGUCGGUGUCAUUCUUCAGCGACUCUGCGCUGUGCUUCGGAUGCAAGUUUCAGUUCAAGCCCAUCCGAGUGUCCGAGCCGGUGCUUUUCCUUCCAGUCAGGCGAGGGAGCGUCACUGUGCUGAGUGGUUACGCUGCAGAUGAAAUUACCCACUGUAUUCGACCACAGGAUAUAAAGGAAAGAAGAGCUGUCAUCAUACUCAGAAAAACAAGGUCUGAUGCCCCACGAUUGGAAACCAAGGCAUUAAGUGCUACAGAUCCUCCUGCUGCCACCCCAGAAAGACCCUGGAUAUUGAAACCAAAGCGAUCGCAUCGUAAGGCAGACCCUGAUGCUGCUCAUAGGCCUCGAGUAUUGGAAAUGGACAAAGAAGAAAACAGACGCUCUGUCAUUUUACCAGAACGUAGGAGAAAGAGUGGUUCCAGUUCAGACAAUUACUGGAGGAGGUCCCACGAGGCUUCAGACAGUUACGAUGACACAGACGACAAUGCAAACGCAGCCAGGAAAGUGAAAAUGAGACGACACUGAGGGAGCUGAAUUGCAAGUCUGUAAUCAACAAAUACGACAUUAAGAAUGCUGCAGUUCUGGCAUGCAUUUGUGCAGGCAGCCUUUGCAACUCGAGUCACUGCCGCAUGGAUUAAAUAAAAGAUGGCUUCACAGUCUUAAGGGAUCUGUAACACCCCAAUUAAGCAAUAAGAACUUCUCUGUUUUGAAGUUCAUUUUACCAGGCUGUACCAUGGAAACAGAAGUCAAAAUAUUCUUUUGAACAGCUCCACUGGUAGGGUUUUCGAUCUUCAUGUAUUAUCUGACUUGUAUAAAUUGCUAGGUUUGAUUGAAUAAAAUGAGAAAGCAA
Molecule: messenger RNA, 2225 nt
Organism: Polyodon spathula (Mississippi paddlefish)
Lineage: Eukaryota; Metazoa; Chordata; Actinopteri; Acipenseriformes; Polyodontidae
Gene: alkbh5
Product: alkB homolog 5, RNA demethylase
Exons: 5
Coding region: 809-1900 (363 amino acids)
Biological process (GO): mRNA export from nucleus; mRNA processing
Cellular component (GO): nucleus
Molecular function (GO): oxidative RNA demethylase activity
Source: RefSeq, a predicted model, not a curated record